This is a messenger RNA of Xenopus laevis (African clawed frog), 2593 nucleotides long. Its product is annotated as kinesin-like protein KIF13A. Bases 488 to 2593 code for a protein of 701 amino acids. NCBI's taxonomy places the organism in Eukaryota, Metazoa, Chordata, Amphibia, Anura, Pipidae. The record is from RefSeq and is a predicted model, not a curated record. The transcript is spliced from 3 exons.
AGAGUGCACUGACCAAUCAGCUGGGGGAGGUGUGUUUAGCCUAGGAGGAGGGUGUGGCUGAGUUGUUAUCUGCCUGGUAGAUAGAGCUGCCUUGAAGGCAUCCUUCAUUCCCUAUUCUCCCUACUCCUUCUGCACAGGAACUGCUGGGGUUUUUUAUGGGUAUGUACAUACAUUAUGUGUGUAUGAUAGCCAUGUAAUAUCUCAGUUAGACAAGAUCAGUUUCACUGGAUACUGAAUGCGGCUGUACCUACAAAUCCUCCAGAUCAGCUACAGACUGCGGAGCCUCAGCACUAAGUUUAUGGGGAAACUUUUAUACUAUAACUGCCUGAGAACUGCCCCAAUACUCAGGCACAGGGACACUGAGACUCUGCUCUGCAUUCUGAUUGGAUCAAAGUAAUGGAAGGCGUUAAGUGAAACCCUGGAAUAACUGAAAAACCUGGAAUAACUUCUAGGCAAAGAAGUUUCAGGAUUUAAGCACACCAAAAAUAUGUCGGAGAGGAGCAACGUGAGAGUGGCUGUUCGGGUUCGGCCAAUGAACCAGAGAGAGAAGGCAAAGCAGUCAUCUUGUGUUAUUUCUAUGAAUGAAAAUAAAACAAUUCUGCAGAGCAAUGCUGCUGUCAGUCCAGGAAAAGUGCAGAAAGGACCUACAGAAUUCAUUUUUGAUCAUUGCUUCUGGUCAACAGAUGACUCAGAUCCUGAUAAUUAUGCAGGGCAGGAAGAAGUGUUUAGAACUCUUGGGGAAGGAAUUAUAGAGAAUACAUACCAAGGAUACAAUGUUUGCAUUUUUGCAUAUGGACAAACAGGUUCAGGAAAAACAUAUUCAAUGAUGGGAACUGAUGAUGAACCAGGUUUGAUCCCAAGAUUCUGCUCUGCCUUACUGAACAAAGAAUCUAAAGGCACUGUAACUGUUGAACUAUCUUAUAUGGAAAUAUACAAUGAAAAGGUGAGGGAUCUAUUAAAGCUGAAAAAGAGCAAGACAGAACUCAGUGUUCGGGAACAUAACAUUCUUGGACCAUAUGUAGAAGGAUUGUCUCAGCAUGCUGUUAGUACAUGGGAGGAUAUCAAAUUACUGCUUGUAGCUGGAAAUAAAUGCAGAACCACAGCUGCAACCAAAAUGAAUGAAGAAAGUAGCCGUUCACAUGCCAUUUUUACUCUCACUAUAACUCAGAUAUUUCACAACCAAGAGUCUGGUACCUCAAAAGAACUUAACAGCAAAUUCAAUCUGGUGGAUUUAGCAGGUAGUGAGAGGGCAUCUAAAUCAGGUGCUCAGGGAAAACGUCUUGUUGAAAGUGGCAACAUUAAUAAAUCUCUUACAUUCUUAGGCAGGGUUAUAUCUUCUUUGGCUGAAGAGAAGAACAGAAGACAGAGUUAUGUGAGCUAUAGAGAAUCUGUGCUCACGUGGCUUCUGAAAAACAGCCUGGGAGGAAAUAGCAAAACAGUCAUGUUGGCCACCAUAAGUCCAGCUGAUGAUAAUUAUGGGGAAACCCACUCCACAUUGGUGUAUGCAGAAAGAGCAAGAAAGAUAGUUAAUGAAGCUACAGUGAAUGAGGAUACCAAGUUCAAAGCUGUUGCCACAUUACAGGAAGAGGUGCUAAAAUUAAAAGAACAACUGAAGCAUGCUAAAAGUCAGCAAUCUCAGGAGCUAAAGUUAAAACUAAAAGAAUCAGAGAAUCUUCUAAAACAACUUAACUUAAGCUGGGAAGAAAAGCUGAAAAAAACUGAAGAAAAUGCCAAAGUGAUGCAGGAGUAUUUGGAGAGCAUGGGUAUUUCAGUAGAAGCUUCCGGUAUAAAGUGUGCCAAAGACCAGUGUUUUUUAAUUAAUUUAAAUUCUGACCCAAAAUCCAAUGAUUACUUAUUAUAUUAUUUACGAGAUGAUAACAAAAUAGGUGCAGGGUCUUCACAAGAUUUCAAGUUAUCUGGACCUGGAAUAGAAGAAGAGCACUGUGUGAUUACCAUGACUCCUGAUGGAGAUGUUUUUCUUGUUCCAAAUGGAAAAGCUGAGACUCGAGUAAAUGGCAAUUUGGUCCAGGAGAAGAUUCAGUUAUAUCAUGAGGAUAAAAUUAACCUAGGAUCUAAUUACUCGUUUAUUCUAAACCAACCAAAAAAAAGGCAGCCGAACCACCCAAGUGAAAAUAAAAGAGAACUGGAAAAUAACCCCAAGCAUGAAUCUGGCCCACAUGAGCAACAUCCAUAUUAUCAGCUAAGUGGAAGCCAAGAUGAUGACAAUGAAUUUACAAAGUCUUCUUACCUAACUCCAAAAAAAGUGGAAAUUCCUGCAGAAUCGCGAUCACAUGAUGCUCAGUCCUUACCCUCCAUUGAAACGGUUCUUGCUAUGCUGCAAAAAUCACAAGAUUCUAUAACAGAACUUCAGCAGAACUUUCAAAACUUGGUGGAGAAGCUAGAAUCAAAAGAGCUUUUAAACCAACAGGAAUGUGCUGCUCUUGAAAAUACUGAAGACAUGAUUAUGAAAUCUAAAACCUUGCUCAGCCUAAUAUCUGGGAAAGGAAAGAAUGCCUGUGCCUGUUUUCUGGAGCUGCUUGAAAAAGGUAUGAGUAUCAUGAAUUUGAUUAACAGCUCUAGAUUUUAUGUGUGA